UUCGAACUUCGAAUCGAAAUUGUAUUUAAAGAUUAUUAUUUCUCUUCUAAUUCUCUGGUUUGGGUUUUUUAAUCAUCAUCUAUUCAUUCGCUUCAAAAAUGCAAUUCUCUUCUGCUAUCUUAUUAUCUUUAAUCGCUUCUCCAGCUUUAGCUGCUUACACCAACGGUACUGCUCCAGUUUCUUCUGCCGUUGAAGCUCCUUCUAACGGUACUGCCACCGUUACCAACCUCGAAUCUACCUUGGUUACCAUCACUUCUUGUUCUCACGACGCUUGUCAUACCUCUACUCACGCUACUGGUAUCACCACCGUCACCGAUGAAACCACCUCUUACACCACCUACUGUCCAUUAUCUGAAGAAUCUCCAGCUCCAAAACCUUCUGCUCCAGCUUCUGCUCCAGCUUCUGCUCCAGCUUCUGUUCCAGGUACCACUGCUGCUGAAUCCACUCCAGCUGCUCCAGAAUCUACUGCUCCAACCACCGCUGCUGAAUCUACUCCAGCUGCUCCAGAAUCUACCGCUGCUGAAUCUACCCCAGCCACCGGUGGUGCUUCUUCUACCCCAACUACCUUAGCUGCUGAAUCUACUUCUGCUGCUUCUUCCGGUACCCCAGAAGUCUCUUCUGCUGCCGGUGCUGGUGCCAACGGUGUUCCAUACUACGUUGCUGGUGUUGCUGCCGUUGCCGGUGCUUUAUUAGCUUAAGCUUGAACCCCUUUUUCUAUUCUUUAUAUGGUUUAUUUUUGAAAAAUAAAUGUUCUUUUUAAUUUUCAGUUUAAUUUUUUGCAAUUUCUAAUUGUUUUCUCACGGUUUUCGCAUUUUGGUUUUUUUUUUUUUUUAAAGGAAAAAAAAAAGUUUUAUUUGAAGUUAAACACUUCAAAUGUUUUUUCUAUUAGACAUUUAGUCUAUUCUUUUAAUUGGAUUUAAUUUUGCAUGUUUUCUUAAUAAUUAUAUGUUAUUACCC
Messenger RNA from Hyphopichia burtonii NRRL Y-1933, 957 nucleotides. RefSeq lists its product as uncharacterized. The coding region runs from base 99 to 698 and encodes 199 amino acids. NCBI's taxonomy places the organism in Eukaryota, Fungi, Ascomycota, Pichiomycetes, Serinales, Debaryomycetaceae. The transcript has a single exon. The record is from RefSeq and is a predicted model, not a curated record.